Messenger RNA from Chaetomium strumarium, 560 nucleotides. RefSeq lists its product as uncharacterized. The record is from RefSeq and is a predicted model, not a curated record. NCBI's taxonomy places the organism in Eukaryota, Fungi, Ascomycota, Sordariomycetes, Sordariales, Chaetomiaceae. The transcript has a single exon. Bases 119 to 433 code for a protein of 104 amino acids.
UGCUCCAAGAAGUCCUAUUGGCUAGGUAAGUACUAGUACUUCCCUUUGUCUGGUACACCGAUACAGGCUGGGGGACCGCUGCAAAACUCCGUUGCUUCCAGUGGUGUAGGUGUUUCCAAUGCUCGCGGCCAAUGCUGCCACUACCUUACCUUCCAGGUUUACUCUGUGCCUGGCUAUUCCUGAUCAUAUGUUGAAACAGGCACCGAAAUCAUCAAUUGGGUUCGUAUUGGGUCAGUCUGUGUUCAAGUUGCUAAUAACUGGCACACGCCUCGUUGGACAUCACGAUACUCUCGUCUAUGUGGCAUCAGCUGUGCCAAGACACGGACGGGACUCGGGAAGGAGCAAGGAUGAAAAUCAUGGACUUGCUGCAAGGACAUUUUGGCGAGGCCCACCGCACGUUUCUGCCCCUCAUCACCCCCCUGGGCUCGUCUGAGAGGACCGUUGAGUAGGAAGCAGAGAUUGAAGGCGAUUUGGGACGAGCGUCAAGUUAAAAUACAUUGAGAAAAUGCCAAAGUUUAUAUCAUUCAAAUACAAUUUCCACCUUGAAUGUGCAUUAGAAC